AUGGCUCUAAUAACUGCCAACUGGAACCCGAUGGGAGAAGCGUUUUACCGUAAAACAGAAUUGUACGAGAUGAGCUGGAACCUGAGAGAUGGACUGAAAGACUGCUUGGUGGCAGCAGCACCUUACGGCGGACCUAUAGCCCUCCUUAGAGAACCUUUGAGACGUUCUCCAAGCUGUCGUCCACAGUUGGAGAUUUACUCUGCUUCUGGAGUUGCCAUUGCCAGUUUCCCUUGGAAAAGCGGGCCUGUGGUUCAUCUUGGUUGGACGGUCUCAGAUGAGUUGUUGUGUAUUCAAGAAGAUGGUUCAGUUCUAAUUUACGACCUGUUUGGAUCCUUCAAAAGGCAUUUUAGCAUGGGACAGGAAGUGGUGCAGUCUCAGGUCUCGGAAGCAAAGGUGUUCCAUUCUCCAUAUGGUACUGGGGUCGCCAUAUUGACAGGCUCUUUUCGGUUCACAUUGGCUACCAACAUCACCGAUUUGAAGCUGAGAAGGUUACCUGUUGUCCCAGGCCUGCAGGCGGCGCCGUCCUGUUGGGUUGUGCUCACGCAAGACCGCCAAACCAAAGUCUUGCUGGCUACCGGAACCGAACUUUAUGUCCUGGACAAUACUUCCUGCACUUCUGUGUGUGCUCCAGGACUCAGUCCUCAGUCGGGCAACAUCAUCCAAAUGUCUGCGUCAUUCAGUUACAAGUAUCUUGCACUCUUUACUGACACUGGACAUCUGUGGACAGGUUUAUCCCAGCUUCAGAGCAAGCUGAGUGAGGUAGACACCAAAGUGAGAAUACCACCCAAACAGAUGGUCUGGUGUAGAAGACCAAAAUCACAGCAGCCAUCUGUGGUUUUGUUAUGGGACCACCUUCUCCUAGUGGCCGGAGUGUGUAACGACAUCAUCCAAUUCCCUUUGGAAACUCAAUGCGUUUGUGUCGGUGAGAUUGAUGGUGUUCGGAUUAUCAGUGGCCACAAUCAAGAGCUGCUGCAGGAGGUUCCUCUUGUCUGUCAGGACAUCUUUAAAAUUGCUUCAAUGGCACCGGGAGCGCUGCUGCUGGAGGCCCACCGCGAGUAUGAGAAGUCCAGUCAAAAGGCUGAUGAGUACCUGCGGGAAAUCAAGGAGCAAGGCAUGCUUGGAGAGGCGGUUAGACAGUGCGUGGAGGCAGCAGGACAUGAAUAUGACUCCACCACCCAGAAGUCCCUGCUCCGGGCGGCAUCCUUUGGAAAAUGCUUCCUGACAGACUUCAGUCCAGAGAACUUUGUAAGCACCUGUCGAGAGCUUCGCGUCUUGAACGCUGUCAGAGAGUGCAGUGUGGGCCUGCCUCUCACACACACACAAUUCAAACAGAUGACCCUGCAGGUGCUAAUUGACAGGUUGGUAUACCGUCAAUUGUAUCAAUUAGCUAUCGAGGUCUGCCGUUACCUGAAGAUUCCUGAUUAUCAGGGAGUUAGCAGGGUUCUCAAGCACUGGGCAUCAUGUAAAGUCCAGCAGAAGGAGCUUUCAGAUGAAGCCAUAGCCAGAGCGGUGUGUCUGAAGGUGGGAGACUCACUGGGUGUGUCAUACUCACAUAUUGCUGCUAAAGCUUAUGAAUGUGGACGUGCAGAGCUCGCCAUCAAGCUGUUGGACUCAGAGGCUCGGUCUGGUGAGCAAGUUCCUCUUCUAUUGAAGAUGAAGAGGAGUCAGCUAGCUCUCAGUAAAGCUGUAGAGAGUGGAGACACUGACUUGGUUUACAUGGUUGUGACUCACCUGAAGAACGAAAUGAACAGAGGAGAUUUCUUCAUGACUCUAAGGAACCAGCCUGUCGCUUUAAGUCUCUACAGACAAUUUUGUAAACUGCAGGAACAAGAAACGCUGAGAGAUCUUUAUAACCAGGACGAUGACCAUCAGGAGCUGGCCAACUAUUAUGUCGCUGCCAGCUACAGAGAGAAGAGGUUGGACAGCCGCCUGUCUUACCUGCAGAGUGCUGUCGAUGAAUACAACAAAGCCAAAAAUGAGUUUGCUGCAAAAGCAACCGAAGACGAGAUGCGUCUUCUCCGUUUCCAAAAGAAACUAGAUGACGAGAAGGGCACAGGCCUUCUGGGCUCAUCACUACAGGCAACCAUGGAGACUCUGCUAAUGUUGGGACUUUACAAGCAGACUGAUCAACUUUAUCGAGACUUCAAAGUACCUGACAAAAGGUAUUGGUGGUUGAAACUUAAGUCUUUGGCAGAGAAGGAGGAAUGGGAAGAGUUGGAGAAGUUCUCAAAGAGUAAAAAGAGUCCAAUAGGUUACCUGGCCUUCGUGGAGGUCUGCAUCAAAAGAAAUAACAAGUUUGAAGCCAAGAAGUACAUCUCUCGAGUAGCGCCUGAGCAGAAGGUCAAAGCUCACCUAGCCGUCAGCGACCUCGAGGGGGCUGCAGACGUAGCCAUUGAACGCAGGAACGAAACUGAAAUAUCGGCAGUCCUUGCAAGAUGCUCUACCUCGGAUCGGUUGUUGACUGACAGGUUAAAUAGAGCCAAAUUGACAAUUGCCAAAAAGUGA
Molecule: messenger RNA, 2505 nt
Organism: Nerophis lumbriciformis (worm pipefish)
Lineage: Eukaryota; Metazoa; Chordata; Actinopteri; Syngnathiformes; Syngnathidae
Source: RefSeq, a predicted model, not a curated record